CAAUAUAUUACAGUCUAGGGCUCGCUGCUGAAAAGCCUGCUGGAUCUUCCAGUGACCUGCUGUUCUUUCCUGCUUUCCUGUGUGUGUUUUUUUCUUCCUCUCUAGAUUUAGAUUAAAAACAAAGCCCGUUCCUCCUUCUCCCUUGUCUUUUUAGACCUCUGCAAAGAAGCCCUGUAGUUUUGAGGGACUGUUACAAGGUUGGAAGACUCGAAUGGAGAUACGUGUUUGUUUUUGUAGCUUGUUGGGGACAUUUGCAGAAGGACAAGUCUAAGGAGAGCUGGACGUGAUUCUUCGGAAUUCCCUGCUUCUCCCGUUCUCCUGAUCUGUCGGACGGUAACAAAGUGGGACAUCAGGGAAUUCUGGGGGGAAAUCCAGUCCAAGUGUGAAGUAAGGGGAUCUGUUCUGGAGGACUCCUUGUCAGAUGCACUGACAAUCUUCUGCGGCUCCGAAAGGACAGAGCCGGGUUCCCGAGCUCAAUCCGGGGCUCAGUCCCCUGGUAGAGGGGGAACACAAGAGUAAGGAGGGUCAGUGCAUUGGCCGUCAAACCGGCAUCCCUCCGUUGACCAUGUACCCACAGGGUAGACACCCGGUACCUCUGCAGCCUGGACAGUCAUUUAAGUUUACGGUUCUGGAGACUCUGGACCGCAUUAAAGAGGAGUUCCAGUUCCUUCAGGCUCAGUACCACAGUCUCAAGUUGGAGUGUGAGAAGUUGGCCAGUGAGAAAACUGAGAUGCAGCGCCACUAUAUCAUGUACUACGAGAUGUCCUACGGGCUCAACAUUGAGAUGCACAAACAGGCGGAGAUCGUGAAGCGACUCAGUGCUAUCUGUGCUCAAAUCAUCCCUUUCCUCUCUCAGGAGCAUCAACAGCAGGUUGUUCAGGCGGUGGAGCGAGCUAAACAGGUGACCAUGGCAGAGCUCAACGCCAUCAUAGGGCAGCAGCAGCUCCAGCACCUGUCUCACCACACUCCAGGUAUUCCUCUCACUCCUCACCCUUCAGGUCUGUCUCUGGGUGGGACGUCCAGUCUGCUGGCCCUCACUGGGGCUCUGGGAGUCACAGCACACCUGGCCAACAAGGACGAGCGCAACCACCUAGACCCAGAGCACCUGCGAGAGGGUGCGCCCAGCAGGAGUAAAUCAGUGUCGUCGACUGACAGUCAGGCGGUGGAGGAUCGUCAGGGUCCGUCAGGGGUUUAUUCCUCUCAGGCCGGCGGUGAUGCCAAACGGAGACGCUGUGAGGAAAAAGACCUUCUGCAGUCUCACUACGACAGUGAUGGAGACAAGAGCGAGGACAAUCUUGUAGUAGACGUCUCGAAUGAGGAAGCUUCCUCUCCGGUCGGCAGUGCUCCACUGUCUCCUCAUGGGAAUGGACUGGAUCGAGCUCUACCACUGAGGAAAGAGCUCCCAGGAUCCCCCAGUCCCCCCGCAGCCUCCCCGCCACACAGCCCGACCCCUGGCAAAAGCAAGGACACGGCACAAACAGAAAAAUCUCAGUCGCCUUCCUCAAAAUCAGGCAAUUCCUCUCCCUCCCACCAUGACCCUCUCACCCCUGGUCCACCUGGCCCACCGGGACCCAGCACAUCUUGUUUACGGCUAGUCAACAAACCUGCCUCCUCGGCAGACCCUCUGGCUCUGCGGAGCCCCUUAACCAUGACGGCCGGUUCUUACCCAGCUCACUUUGGGGUGGUGUCUCACGCUGGGCUGAAUGGAGAGCUGGCCAGUCCGGGCGGAUUCGGUGGCUCACUCACCCUCUCGCCCCAAAUCAGUGCUGCAGCCAGUGCCUACACACGCAGCCCUAUGGUAGCGUAUGAAUCACGUUCACAUCUCAGACCCUCAGGGCUGUCCUCCUCACUUCCUGGCUCUACUGGUGGCAAACCUGCUUACUCGUUCCAUGUGAGCGCAGAUGGUCAAAUGCAGCCGGUGCCCUUUCCUCCCGAUGCCCUCCUCGGCCCUGGCAUCCCACGUCACGCUCGUCAGAUCCACACCCUGAGUCAUGGAGAGGUGGUGUGUGCCGUCACCAUCAGCACUUCCACACGUCAUGUCUACACCGGUGGCAAAGGUUGUGUCAAAGUAUGGGACAUCAGCCAACCGGGCAGCAAGAGCCCGAUGGCCCAACUGGACUGUUUGAACCGAGACAACUACAUCCGCUCAUGCAAGAUUCUACCAGAUGGGCGGACCUUGAUAGUUGGGGGUGAAGCCAGCACACUGUCCAUCUGGGACUUGGCCACACCCACUCCACGCAUCAAGGCUGAAUUGACGUCCUCGGCUCCGGCCUGCUACGCUCUGGCCAUCAGUCCCGACAACAAGGUCUGCUUCUCCUGCUGCAGUGACGGGAACAUCGUAGUCUGGGACCUGCACAACCAGACACUCGUCAGGCAGUUCCAAGGCCACACAGAUGGAGCCAGUUGCAUUGAUAUUUCCAAUGACGGGACCAAAUUGUGGACAGGAGGUCUGGACAACACUGUACGCUGCUGGGACCUGAGAGAGGGGCGACAGCUGCAGCAGCAUGACUUCACAUCACAGAUCUUUUCUCUGGGUUACUGUCCUACGGGUGAGUGGCUUGCAGUGGGGAUGGAGAGCAGUAAUGUGGAAGUGCUGCACGUCUCCAAACCAGACAAAUACCAGCUACACCUUCACGAAAGCUGCGUUCUCUCGCUCAAGUUUGCCUACUGCGGGAAGUGGUUUGUAAGCACAGGAAAGGACAAUCUUCUCAAUGCAUGGAGGACGCCUUACGGAGCCAGUAUUUUCCAGUCAAAGGAGACUUCAUCUGUCCUGAGCUGUGACGUGUCUCCAGAUGACAAGUAUAUUGUAACUGGAUCUGGGGACAAGAAAGCCACGGUGUAUGAGGUGGUGUACUGAACGCAGAUGCAAGAAUGAACAAAGAACACCAAGCAUGACACAAUCAUGGCCGAUACGUCAGGCAACCAUGGCUCUUCCAUUUACGGUCCUUUUACUCCAUCUGUUUCAGAGAUAGAGAAAGGCUUUGUUCGUAAUAGCAAACUACAUUGUGCAUUUGUAGUACAUUGUACUACAUACUACAUUUACCAAAACUUCCUGUAUAAAAAUGUAUUUGUGCUCAAAUUGACCUACGGUUUAAAGCUGACAUGAGACUGAAAUUCACCUUAUUUUCCUAAUGCAUCUUAAUCUUGUUGGAGCUAAUUUGAAUCAAUUUAAUAAUAAAUAACCUGACCUUCCUGGUAAAUGACAAACUGAUAUAUGACAGACCUCUCCAAUCAUAUAGUUGGUUUAAACCCCACCCCUUUCUGCAAACUUGCGUUAACAUCUCUAAUCAACAGCCAGUGGAUUGAUGUCUGACUAUUUUUACUUAACUAUACCAAUAUAGGCGGCAUGGUGGCUCAGUGGUUUGCAUUGUCUUCUCACAGCAAGAAAGUUGCUGGUUCGAGUCCCAGUUGCCAUUUCUGUGUGGAGUUUAAAUGUUCUCCCCGUGUUGGCGUGGGUUUUCUCCGGGUGCUCUGACUUUCCCCACAGUCUAAAGACAUGCGCUCUAUGUGAAUUGAAUGAACUAAAUUGGCUGUAGUGAAUGAGAGUGUGUAUGGGUGUUUCCCAGUACUGGGUUGCGGCUGGAACGGCAUCGGCUGCAUAAUACAUAUGCUGGAUUAGUUGGUGGUUCAUUUCGCUUUGGUGAUCCCUGAUAAACAAGGGAUUAAGCCGAAGGAAUGAAUUUACUAAUAUAUUUAUUUUGGCUACUCCUGUUAUGUUGCGACGUAAAGAUAAUCGACAACUGUAUUUUGAUGGCCUAAAAGACUUUUGAGACUGGCUUUCAAAAGUUAGCAAGUUUUUAAAAGCACUACUGUUAUUGUUUUUAAUUAACAUAUAUAUGACUUUGCAGAUGGUCGCUUUAUUGGCUCACUCAAAUGCUUGACAACUCAAACAACAAUGGCACAAAACAGGACAGUAUGUAUGCAGGCGCAUGGAGUUUGAUGCCACCUACUGGUGAAUUUGUUUUUGUCAGUUUCGAUAGCAUUGUUGGGAUUUCGAGUGUCCUGAGUUCAAGUCCUGGCUCGUGAACAUUUCACAAUCCCAUCCCUCUUCUUUCUAUCUCCAAGUUUGCUUCCUGUUUACAUAAGGUCCUAUUAGUUGGUUUAAACCCCACCCCUUUCUGCAAACUUGCGUUCAGAUUUCCAAUCAACAGCUAAUCUUAACUAUACCGACUAUUUUGUCUACUUCUGAUAAACAUCAGCUGUAUGUCGAUGGCCAAAAAUCUUGCACUUUGAGACUGGCUUUCAAAAGUUUGCAAGUUUGUGAAAGCACUACUAUUAUUGUUUUUAAUUAAAUAACAUAAACAUGACUGUAAAAACGUCAUGCAGAUGGUCACUUUAUUGGCAUAAACAAGUGCUUGACAACUCAAACAACAGUGGCACAGUACAGGGCACUAUGUAUGCAGGUGCAUGGAGUUUGUUGCCACCUACUGGUGAAAUAUAUUUUUUUGUCUGUUUUGAUAGCAUUUUGGACAUUUUGGGUGUCCCGAGUUCAAGUCCUGGCUCGUAAGCAUUUCCUGAUCCCAUCUCUCUUCUAUUUAUCUCCCAGUUUGCUUCCUGUCUACAUUCUGUCCGAUCACAGUUGGUUUAAACCCCACCCCUUUCUGCAAACUUGUGUUCAUAUCUCCAGUCAACAGCGAGUCUUAACAAUACCAAUAUAUUUAUCUCGGCUACUUCUGAUUAAUAGCAACUGUAUUUAGAUGGUCUAGAAUUCUUACACUUUGAGACUGGCUUUCAAAAGUUUACAAGUUUUUGAAAGCACUACCAUUAUUGUUUUUAAUUAAAUAACAUAAACAUGACUUUGUGAAAACAUCUUGCUGAUGAUAACUUUAUUGGCUUACACAAGUGCUUGACAGCCCAAACAACGGUGGCACAGUACUGAGCAGAAUAUGUGCAGGUGCAAAGAGUUUAUUGCCACCUACUGGUGAAAUUUAUCAUUAUAUUUUUUUUCAGUUUUGAUAGAAUUGUGGGCACUUUGGGUGUACCGAGUUCAAGUCCUGGCUCGCAAACAUUUCCUGAUCUCAACCCCAUUCUCUAUCUCCACGUAUGCUUCAUAUCUACAUACUGUCCUAUGGCAAGAAAGGCAAAACGGCAAAAAUUAAUCCUUAAAAAUUGUAGUAAUUUUUUUUAUCACUGUCAAUUGCCGCACGGACGGCAACAUGUAGAAUCAUUGCGCAUCGGGCAUGCAAAUUUCCUAUACCACAACUACUCCCCACCACCACUCCCCGCCCCCAUCCCUCUCAAUCUCUCUCGAAACUUCAAUUCCUGCCGACGUAUUGACAUAUUGCCGAAUAGCAAAAAUGGAGGGAAAAAAAAAUCUCAUUUUUGA
Danio aesculapii is the source of this 5326-nucleotide messenger RNA. It is a transcript of the gene tle2b, whose product is annotated as TLE family member 2, transcriptional corepressor b. NCBI's taxonomy places the organism in Eukaryota, Metazoa, Chordata, Actinopteri, Cypriniformes, Danionidae. Gene Ontology annotation, biological process: regulation of DNA-templated transcription; negative regulation of canonical Wnt signaling pathway. The record is from RefSeq and is a predicted model, not a curated record. The transcript has 20 exons. Gene Ontology annotation, cellular component: transcription regulator complex; nucleus. Gene Ontology annotation, molecular function: transcription corepressor activity; protein binding. The coding region runs from base 566 to 2857 and encodes 763 amino acids.